UGUGUGUGUGUGUGUGUGUGUAUGGAUACACAUAUGCACAGAUGUGUGUAUAUGGGACUGUGCACCUAUGGAUAGACGUGUGUGCGUGUAUGUGUGCGUGCAUAUACAUGGACGCAUGUGUAUGCGUGUGCAUGGCUGCAUGCAGGUGCGUGCGGGCAGGUCCGUGCGUCCAUCCCCGUGUCUCUCCCGAAGACCGCAGCAGCCGGAGCCGCCCCCGGGGCGGAGCGCAGCGCGGGCGCCUUCAAAAGUGCGGACGGAGCCCGGGGAGCGGCGCGGAGCCCCCGGAGCAGCAGCAGCAGCGUGAGCCAUGAAGACGAAGGUUUGCCUCGGCCUCGGCCUGCUCCUCAGCGUGGCGGUGAGCGCCUGCCUGUGCCGGCCGGCAGCGAAGGCACCGGGGGGCUCCCACCGCGCCCCCCCCAGCCUGGCCCGGCGGGAGUGGCCCGAGCCCCCGUCCCCGGAGCAGCAGCACCUCCUCUCCCGCUUUCUACCCCACGUCUUCGCAGAGCAGAGCAAAGGCUUCGUGCAGGGGAACGGGGAGGCAGAGGCCCUGCACGACCACUUCUACCCCGACUGGAUGGACUUCGGCCGCCGGAGCACCGGGGAUGAGGCCGAUGCCGCGUAGCCCCAGUGCUGAGCCCCGACGCGCUCAGCGCAUCUUUGGUCCUGCAAUAAAGCUUUGGCACGCCCGCUUCUGCCGCCGCCUCGUCG
This is a messenger RNA of Numida meleagris (helmeted guineafowl), 708 nucleotides long. Its product is annotated as gastrin/cholecystokinin-like peptide. Bases 308 to 622 code for a protein of 104 amino acids. Gene Ontology annotation, molecular function: hormone activity. NCBI's taxonomy places the organism in Eukaryota, Metazoa, Chordata, Aves, Galliformes, Numididae. The record is from RefSeq and is a predicted model, not a curated record. The transcript has 3 exons. Gene Ontology annotation, cellular component: extracellular region.